Molecule: messenger RNA, 953 nt
Organism: Epinephelus lanceolatus (giant grouper)
Lineage: Eukaryota; Metazoa; Chordata; Actinopteri; Perciformes; Serranidae
Source: RefSeq, a predicted model, not a curated record
AGCAAGCUUGUCAUCUCAAGAAUGCUUAUUGUAUCAAUGGCAUACUUUCUCCUGUUAGGGUCUGAUGCAACAGUGGUUCUUAAUGUCAACACUACUGUCAGCAAAUCAGUGGUACUUCCAUGUAUACUGAUCACCCCCACUCCCAUUGGCUUAAACAAUUUACGUUUUUACUGGCAAGAUGAAGGAAAAUACGUACUGUACUCUUUUAAUAAGGGAGUGGAGAAGCCUGCACAUGUAAAGGAACUUUAUCAAGCCAGGGUCACAGCCUUCCCACAGGACAUGAUAACAGGAAAUAUUUCAGUUAAACUUAGAAACAUAACACUUGAAGAUAACCAAAAGGUUUUCCAGGCUUUUGCACCAGUUUCUGAUAGCAGAAGGAAACCCAUUGUUACACCCAUCUGCCAAAUAACUUUACAUGUUGCAGUUCCUUACAAGAGUGCCAGGCUGACUGUAAAUGAAGAAAAAAUGACUGCAGUCUGCACUACACAAAAAGGAUUCCCUAAGCCUUGGGUAGAGUGGAGACUUCAUUACCUAUCUGACAAAAGCCAACACUUAGUUGACCAGAGGGAUGUAAACACUACAGCGGUGCAGGACCCUCGGGAUCAUCUCUACAGUCUCAGAAGCACUAUACAUAUCCCUGGGGAUCAAUAUCAAUCUAUGACUUGCCUCAUCUACAACCCUACCCAAAAUGAGACUUUGAUCACCACCCACGAUUUAAACAAAGGUGAAGCAAAGAAGAACCUCCCUGACUGGGCCACAGCUCUGAUAGUGACUGUUGCUGUAGUUCUCAGCUUAUGCUGCAGUUGCGUAGCACAUCACUUGUACUGGAGAACCAGACAGUCUUCUUCCUCACCUGACUGCGAUGAUUUAUGAUCCUCACUACAUCUGGAAUAAAAAAAAGGAAUAUAUUUCAAAAUUUAACAUUAAUCAUAAUUAAAAUUCUCUACACAAGG